ACUUGGCUUCGCGAGAGGGCUGUGUCUGUGGGCCGAGUUCGUUAGGCAGGGCAACGGCGAAGCAGGUUUUCCAGAAGUCAGGCGUCAGCCGGGCGCUGGAGGCUGACCCCUGAGAUGCGCUCCCGUGGAGGUGGGAGUGUCGGGAACGCAGGAAGGCUGUGUCUGUGACAUUCGGUGGCCGUGUCUCCUCUGUGUGUGCUACAAGCCUGCCUGCUUUUGGAGCCCUUGGCGCCCCUGACGUGCACCCGUGUGAAAGAGUGACGCUGGCAGUACUUAUCCCGACAUACGUUUGCUGCUUGUGCAUGCUUGGAUCCUGUUUAAGAGGUACAACACAGAAGAGAAAAAAUGGCCAUUGUACAUUCAGAAGGGAAGUUUGAGGUGCCCAGGGAAUCCAAGGAUAGAAUGCUAGAGCUGUAGUUACAGGCAGGCUCGAGCUUCCUGAUAUGGAUGCUUGGAACAAAACUGGGAUCCUCUGCAGAGCAGUUUUUGUUUUUUAUUUUUAUAUGGAGUUUUGUGUAGCCCAGGUGAUCCUGGUAAGCCUCUUAGGGGAAAGCUGUCCUCACCAUCCCAGAUUUAGUACACAUGGAAUGCUUUGCAGUCUUCAAAGGGAGUUGAAGCCCUCCGCACAAUCAUGUCUCAUGCACAUGCGCAUUUCUAGCCCAGGCACCACUUUUAGGAGGGCUCCUUAUUAGACAUUUCUGCCAAGACAUCCUUACUAAAGGGAACAGGAAUGACUCAAAGACAGCUGCAUCACCAGAAUCCACCCAGCAUGGAUGACAGCUCCCAAAAGCUGAGAACUGGGAGUAUUUAUUUGCACAGCCUGCAAGCAGUUGAACAGACUUGCCUUCUAGGUGUUUGAAAAAGGACUUAUCUUCAAAAUAGCACACUAAGAAAUCAGAAUUACCUCAGUGGGAAAUGAGUGACAGGUUCAAAUACCAUGCACCUAAGACUAAUUCUUAGAAGAUAUUUGGAAUUUGAAGUUAGAUUAGAGAAGGAACAAGAAGGAAUAUUACAGGAAAGAGAUGAUAACAUAUGACAAAAUGUCUAUUUUUAGCCCACAUACUUAUUUAUCUCAGCAUCCAAGAAGUUAUUCUACAGAGAAACCCUAUAAAUGUGAGGAAUGUGGAAAAGCCUUCAGACGAGCCUCACACUUAACUCAGCAUCAGAGUAUUCAUACUGGUGAGAAACCCUAUGAAUGUAAGCAGUGUGGGAAAGCCUUUAGUCGUGAUUCUCAGCUAAGUCUACAUCAAAGACUUCAUACCGGUGAGAAACCCUAUGCAUGCAAGGAAUGUGGAAAGGCUUUUACUCAAAGCUCACAACUUAUUUUACACCAUAGGAUUCAUACAGGUGAAAAACCAUAUAGGUGCGAAGAAUGUGGGAAAGCCUUUAUUCGAAGCUCACAACUCAGCCGACAUCAAAAAGUCCAUACUGGUGAGAAACCUUUUGAAUGUAAAGAAUGUGGAAAGGCUUUCACUCAGAAUUCACAGCUUACUCUGCACCAGAGACUCCAUACUGGUGAGAAGCUUUAUGACUGUAAAGAAUGUAGGAAGGUCUUUACUCAGCUUUCACAGCUUAUUCUCCAUAGAAGAAUUCAUACUGGUGAGAAACCUUAUGAAUGUAAAGAAUGUGGAAAGGCUUUUAUUUGUGGUUCACAGCUUUCACAGCAUCAGAAAAUUCAUAAUGGAGAAAAGCCAUAUGAAUGUAAGGAAUGUGGAAAGGCUUUUAUUCGAGGCUCACUACUUAUGCAACAUCAAAGAAUUCAUACUGGUGAAAAACCCUAUAAAUGUGAUGAAUGUGGAAAGGCUUUUAUCCGUGGUUCCCAACUUACUCAGCAUCAAAGGAUUCAUACUAAUGAAAAGCCUUAUGAAUGUAAAGAAUGUGGAAAGACCUUUAGUCAUGGCUCACAACUUACUCAACAUCAGAGAAUUCAUACCGGUGAGAAACCCUAUCAAUGUAAGGAGUGUGGAAAAGCCUUUAAUCGUGGAUCACUCCUUACUCGACAUCAGAGGAUUCACACUGGUGAAAAACCCUAUGACUGUAAAGAGUGUGGAAAAAAUUUUAGUCGGGGCUCAGAACUUACUCAGCAUGAGAGAAUCCACACUGGUGAGAAGCCCUAUGAAUGUAAGGAAUGUGGAAAAUCGUUUAUUCGUGGCUCACAGCUUACUCAACAUCAAAGAAUCCAUACUGGUGAAAAACCUUAUGAAUGUAAAGAAUGCAGGAUGGCCUUUACUCAGAGUUCACAUCUUUCUCAACAUCAGAGACUUCAUACUGGUGAGAAACCCUAUGUCUGCAGUGAAUGUGGCAAAGCCUUUGCUCGUGGAUUACUACUUAUACAACAUCAAAGAAUUCAUACUGGUGAAAAACCAUAUCAGUGUACAGAAUGUGGGAAGGCCUUUAUUCGUGGUUCACAGCUUACUCAACAUCAGCGAACUCACACUGGAGAAAAGCCUUAUGAAUGCAAGGAAUGUGGGAAGGCCUUUGGUCAUGGCUCUCAACUUACUCUACAUCAGAGAAUCCAUACAGGUGAGAAGCCCUAUGAAUGUAAAGAAUGUAGAAAAGCCUUCACCCAGAGCUCACAUCUUUCUCGGCACCAACGAAUUCAUACUGGUGAGAAACCAUAUCAAUGUAAAGAAUGUGAGAAGGCCUUUACUCGUGGGUCACAAUUAAUGCAACAUCAGAGAAUUCAUAGCAAUGACAAAUCUUUUGACUGUAAAGAAUGUGGAAUAGACUUUAGUCAUCAUUCACAAAUUUUUAUUUGAGUUAACUUAUUCUUUUCAAUUAUAGCUUUCCCUGGUCAUUCAUUAUCAGUAAAGAAUUCUUACAAAUGUGACUAUAGGAUUCAUAAAGUUCAGCAUUUGAAAAUUUAUGUGGGAGAAUAGAAAUGCUGAUAUAAUCCACAUAGGAAAGCCUUUUGUUUAUAACUGUAUUACAUUUUAGCAAAUUAAAAUAGAAAGUGAUUCUGUUACCAUGGUAUAGAAAGGUCUUUAGCAUAGAAAAUGUCUGUGUCAACGUUAUUGUGGUCCUAUCAGUUCACUUCCUUUGUGGCAUUUGUUAUAAAUAACCUUGCUUUGGUUUAA
This is a messenger RNA of Peromyscus eremicus (cactus mouse), 3077 nucleotides long. Its product is annotated as zinc finger protein 420. Gene Ontology annotation, biological process: regulation of transcription by RNA polymerase II. The transcript has 7 exons. Gene Ontology annotation, molecular function: DNA-binding transcription activator activity, RNA polymerase II-specific; RNA polymerase II cis-regulatory region sequence-specific DNA binding. Gene Ontology annotation, cellular component: nucleus. The coding region runs from base 1023 to 2759 and encodes 578 amino acids. NCBI's taxonomy places the organism in Eukaryota, Metazoa, Chordata, Mammalia, Rodentia, Cricetidae. The record is from RefSeq and is a predicted model, not a curated record.